AUUUGUUUUAUCACAUAUUGUUGGAUUUACUAAAAGUGAUAAGGAAAUAUCUUGAAAUAACGAUUAACAAGCAUUACCAUUGACUUUUCUAACAUAUUCAACAUUCAACAUUCAUAAAUCAGAAUUUAUUUUUCGAUCUUAAAAUGCCUCAGGGGCGUCGCAAAUUGCCUUUUAGCGGCAAACAAAAGAAGCAACAGUUACAGGAAAAAAGAAAAAGAAAACAGUUGAAUAGUGCAACAAGAAAUGAUCUUGUAUAUGAACAUACAGAACAUAAGAAAGAAGCUUAUAAACAAGAAACUGACUUAGAUGUGCAGUGUAUCAAUCAACAACCAUUACAACGCGGAGGCAGAUCUAAUCCUAAUCAGUAUGUAUUGCAGUUCAGACGAGAAACUGAUGAAGAAAUACGUAAACGUAAAGAAGAAGCAAGGAAAGAAAUUAUUCCUGUUACUGAAGAAGAGUUAGAAUUUGAUCCUGUACCAUUCUAUGAUGGUGAAGAAUUAGGUUUUCCAGUUAGACCAAAAUGGAGUCCUGAUAUGACUAGAGAAGAGUUAGAUAAUAGGGAGUAUAGAUAUUUCAAAAAUUACUUGUUGUCAUUAAAACAAAGAAGUGACUGGGAUCAAUUGAGUUAUUUUGAGUUGAAUCUUGAAACAUGGAGGCAAAUGUGGCGUGUGAUGGAAAUGUCUGACAUCCUUGUAUGGAUUGCUGAUGCACGAUAUCCAGCCAUUCCACCUUAUUUAUUUACAUAUGUGUUGAGGACAUUAAAAAAAAGUUUAAUCAUCAUAUUGAAUAAGGUCGAUCUAGUUCCAUCACCAGUAGCAUUAGCCUGGAAACACAAAUUAGUAGAAACAUAUAAUUUAGAUAAUGAUCAUGAUGCUAAUGUACAUGUUUUAUUUUUUACGUCAUACAUAAAAAGCUCAGAAUUUAAAGAAGGAAUACAAAAGAAAAAACCAAGGGGAAAAUUGAAAAUGGCUGCAGAUGCUGCUGAAUUGCUAAUGAAGGAAUGCAAAUACAUUGUUGAAAAAUAUCAAGCCAAUAUUGAUUUGAAAAGCUGGGAAAAAAAAAUAGCUGAAGAAAAAGAACUUGAAUAUGAUAAUGAAGAAGACGUUGAAGUUGGAGAAACUAUAACUAGUGCUUCAGAAACUAAUUAUGAGCAUAUAGAUUUAUUUCAAAAUGAAUUUCUUACAAUUGGCUUACUUGGGCAACCAAAUGCUGGGAAGUCCUCUGUUUUGAAUGCAUUGAUGGGUAAAAAGGUGGUGAGUGUAUCGCGAACUCCUGGUCACACAAAACAUUUUCAAACAAUAUUUUUGACUUCUACAGUUCGUUUAUGUGACUGUCCUGGAUUAGUAUUUCCUUCUAAACUUACAAAACCUUUACAAGUGUUAAUGGGUUGUUAUCCUAUUGCACAACUUCGAGAACCUUAUUCAACUAUAAAAUUUUUGGCUGAAAGAUUAAAUCUAGUAAAAAUAUUGAAUCUUCAACACCCUGAGCCUGGAGAAAAUCAAUGGUCAGCAAUAGACAUUUGUGACAGUUGGGCAAUUAAACGAGGUUUUAUAACAGCUAGAGCUGGACGCCCUGAUACAUACCGUGCGGCCAACCAUCUACUACGUAUGGCUUUAGAUGGGAAAAUAUGUUUAGUAUUAAAACCUAAAAAUUUCACAUCAAAUAAAAACUACUGGUAUUCAUCCGACCAAUUGAAGAAUAUAUGGAAAAUCAAAGGUAUGACUGAAGAAUCUAAUACUUAUGAAUAUCAUUAUGUAAGUGAAUCUGACAAUGAAGAGCAAAAAGAUGAGUUAACUUCUAAUAAAACUACUAGUAAUAAAGAUGAUUCUGAUGAUGAAGAGCUAUCUGGCAGUGAUGAAUCAGAUAUUCAAGGAGGUCAUGUUGCGUCUAAUAAGUUUGCAGUCUUAGAUGUAUCGGAUUGAUUUUUUUAGCUCUAAAAUAGUGUUAUAGAUAAUUUUUUAAAGUUUUUUAUUUCCAAUUUAAUAUAAAUGAUGUGAUUAGUCAAUAAAAAUUUAUGUUUAA
Daktulosphaira vitifoliae (grape phylloxera) is the source of this 2022-nucleotide messenger RNA. RefSeq names its product guanine nucleotide-binding protein-like 1 (gene Ns4). The transcript has 11 exons. Lineage: Eukaryota; Metazoa; Arthropoda; Insecta; Hemiptera; Phylloxeridae. The record is from RefSeq and is a predicted model, not a curated record. The coding region runs from base 144 to 1922 and encodes 592 amino acids. Gene Ontology annotation, molecular function: GTPase activity; GTP binding.